AUGGCGUCCGUGGCGGAGCUCAAGGAGAAGCACGCGGCGGCGACGGCCUCGGUCAACUCCCUCCGGGAGCGGCUCCGCCAGCGCCGGCAGACGCUCCUCGACACCGACGUGGAGAAGUACUCCAAGGCGCAGGGGCGGACGGCGGUGAGCUUCAACCCCACGGAUCUGGUCUGCUGCCGCACGCUGCAGGGCCACAGCGGGAAGGUAUAUUCUCUGGAUUGGACUCCUGAGAAGAACUGGAUAGUUAGUGCCUCACAAGAUGGAAGACUAAUUGUAUGGAAUGCUUUAACGAGUCAGAAAACACAUGCCAUAAAGCUACACUGUCCAUGGGUGAUGACAUGUGCUUUUGCACCCAAUGGUCAAUCUGUUGCUUGUGGCGGUCUUGAUAGUGCAUGCUCUAUAUUCAACCUUAGCUCGCAAGCAGACAGAGAUGGGAACAUGCCAGUAUCAAGAGUACUUACUGGACACAAAGGCUAUGUUUCAUCCUGUCAGUAUGUCCCAGACCAGGAAACCCGCUUGAUUACAGGCUCAGGUGACCAAACGUGUGUCCUGUGGGAUGUUACUACUGGCCAGAGGAUAUCAAUCUUUGGAGGUGAAUUUCCAUCAGGGCAUACAGCUGAUGUGUUAAGUCUGUCCAUCAACUCGUUAAACACGAAUAUGUUUAUCUCGGGUUCAUGUGAUACAACUGUAAGGCUAUGGGAUCUCAGGAUUGCAAGUCGGGCAGUUCGGACAUAUCAUGGACAUGAGGGCGACAUUAACAGUGUCAAGUUUUUCCCUGAUGGUCAGAGGUUCGGUACUGGUUCAGAUGAUGGUACAUGCAGAUUAUUUGACAUGAGAACAGGCCAUCAACUUCAAGUGUACAAUCGGGAGCCUGAUAGAAAUGAUAAUGAGCUCCCUAUUGUUACAUCUGUCGCUUUUUCCAUAUCAGGAAGGCUUCUUUUUGCUGGAUACUCUAAUGGUGACUGUUAUGUGUGGGACACGCUUCUUGCCGAGGUAGUGCUUAAUUUGGGAACUCUCCAAAACUCUCAUGAAGGCCGUAUAAGCUGCCUUGGGCUGUCAUCCGAUGGGAGUGCAUUGUGUACAGGAAGCUGGGACAAAAAUUUGAAGAUCUGGGCUUUCAGUGGACACCGCAAGAUAGUCUGA
This is a messenger RNA of Triticum turgidum subsp. durum (durum wheat), 1143 nucleotides long. NCBI's taxonomy places the organism in Eukaryota, Viridiplantae, Streptophyta, Magnoliopsida, Poales, Poaceae. The record is from the annotation of a GenBank genome assembly.